CGGAAGUAGAACGAAAAGAGCGCUAGGUUGUCAGCGUUGUAUUAGAAAAUGGCUACAAAAGGAAAAUUCAAAUUUCGGAAAACAGAAGGGGUUUUUAGUUUACAAAUACCUUCAACAGUAACCCCACCAACAGCUUUGGUUUCAUCAGCAGCCAUGCAAGGUGGAAAGGUGUCAGAAAAUUGGUCUGCAGAUAGUAUUAAGAAGCAGGUGCAGAAAGCGAUGUUCAGUGGCAAGGAGACAUUGGAUCUGUUUUCUGACGAUGAUGAUGACAUCAUGAUCAUGACACAUUCUGCUGCAACGGUUCAGCAUAAGCCUUCAACACAUUCACUGAAGAUUUUGCAGAAUAAACCAAAAAAGUUGGCCACAGUUCAGCAGUCCAUCACUGCCUUUACCAUGCAGCCUAAACCGAAGCCUGUAGCUGCAGUGGCCCCACAAAGGUCCCCAGUAAAGAUGUCCCAGCCAAGCCAGGGCCUGAAAAGAAAGUCAGAUGAGUUAGAGCCCAGUGGACGAGCACACAACCUGCCUGAGAGAUUCUCCUCGUUUACUGACGGGCUGGAUGAUGAUCUGGAUGAUUUCAACAUUCCAGAUUCUCCAUUUUUCAAGAAGAGCUCAUCAAAAAAGGAGGCCUCCAGGACUGAUGGCAUAUAUGAAACGUCGGCCCCUCAGAGCAAGAAGCGUCGAACACUGGAGUUCCUAGAGGAGGACAUGUUGGACAGGACAGGACCAGCGACCACAAGUCCCCUUGCAACCCGGGGCUUGCAGCAAGACACCAUGGAGCGGAAACAAGCGACUCCGGCAUCUGCCUGUGACGAUAUGAAGGCUUUGGAGCUGCAGUAUGAGCUGCUGAAAGUGGCUGACCGCAUCUGUGACCACCUCAGUCAACUCUCCAUGUCCGACAUCAUGAACUGCUUCAAGGCUGACAGCCGUUCUGUGCAAGAUCUGCUACAUCAAAGAGCUGAGAUCAAGUCCCAGGCCAGUGGAAGAAAUCUUAUGGACAGAAUAUUGAUCUCAAAUUGUACAGCAAGUGAUGUUGGUAGAGCAGGGGAGUCCACUUCAAUAGCAAUUUCCAAACCAGUUUCCAAACAAACCAGUGAGGAUUUCCCUGCCAUUUCUCAGUCCACUGCUGGUCCCCAGGCUCUUAAUGUUCAUCAGAAAGCUCCCAUUUCAAACAAGAACCCUAUCAACAAUGUGUCUGUAACAAACAACUCCAAGUUAGGGUCGCCGAUACCCUGUGGUGAAAGUUUCUUUGAAGAUGACGCAGUGCUCACUCAAACUCAUGUGAACUUCAUGUCCAGAUUCAGUCGUCAAUCAUUGAAUGCUUCAAACAAUUCAAGCACUAUGUCUACGCCAGUGUCGUUUCCGAAAGCAAUGUCAACUCCAGCCAUUCUGUCCCAUAAGAAACAUCAGAUGCAAUGUAUAUCUAAGUCUGAUUCAUCAUUCAAUAACAGUCUAAAUUCUUCACCAGCUUUACCCCACAACAGAACAACUGGCCAGGAGCCAAAGGACCAGUUUGAACCAGACAUGUUUGACAGUGUUGAUGAUGAAAUCAACAUGAACAUGGCUGAACAGACUGACUUUGAAUUUGACUAUAAGAUUUCCACAAGGCCAAGUAAACCAAAAUCAAGUUCUGUUGCACAUGCCGAUAGUUCCUGUAAUGUUUCUAAAGCUGACACGUUUGGUCCAUCUGCUAACUACACAGUUGAUGCAACAAAGGAUGAUUUCAUUGAUGAGUUUGAGGAUGAUGAAGACUUUCAUGAGAUACUGUCUGAUGGUGACUUUCCCCCUAUAUCCAGACCAAGCAGUUCAAGGAAUUCUAUUGCGGCCCCCACAGACGACCGCCCCAUUGCAAGCACCCAGGUUGUGGUAGAGGAGAGAAGCGAGUACGCUAGCUAUGCGUUUGAGCACUGUAAGGAGAUGAUGAAGGUGUUCAACAAGGUGUUUGGCCUGCAGAGAUUCAGGACUCACCAGCUGGAGGCCUGCAAUGCUGCACUGCUGGGCAAUGACACCUUCGUCCUUAUGCCAACAGGUGGAGGUAAAAGUCUGUGUUACCAGUUGCCUGCCCUUGUAUCUGGGGGUGUGACAAUAGUUGUCUCCCCUCUCCGAGCGCUGAUACAGGACCAGGUCCAAAAACUUCACUCUUUGAAUGUGCCAGCCGGCCACCUGUCUAGUGAUGUGACACUGGCAGAGGCAGACAUGCUGUACAGGAAGCUUGCCAUGAGGACCCCAGAGAUCAGACUGCUGUAUGUCACACCAGAGAAGCUAUCUGCCAGUGAGAAGCUAUUGAGUGUUCUAGACAACCUGUACAGGCGUGGAGUGCUUGACAGAUUCGUCAUAGACGAGGCCCACUGUGUCAGCUCGUGGGGACAUGAUUUCCGACCAGACUACAAGAAGCUAGGUGUGUUGAAGACCAAGUUCCCUGGGGUGCCGUUAAUGGCCCUCACUGCAACAGCCACCAUGAGAGUCAGGAAGGACAUCUGUCAUCAGCUUCAUAUGAAAGACCCCAAGUGGUUUACCUCUAGUUUCAAUCGUCCCAACUUGAAGUUUGAGUGUCGACCAAAAAAGCCAUCUACUGCCACCAAUGAUAUCAUCAAAAUGAUCAAGGAUGAUUUCCCUGGCAAAUGUGGCAUUGUAUACUGCCUGUCUCGGAAGGAGUGUGAUGACGUGUCUCUGGCGCUGACCAAGGCUGGCAUCCUGUCUGUGUCCUACCACGCCGGACUGACGGACGCAGAGAGGGUAAUGAUCCAGGAAAAGUGGAUCCAGGGAAACAGGUGCAAGGUUAUCUGUGCCACCAUAGCAUUUGGUAUGGGCAUAGACAAGCCUGAUGUGAGGUUUGUAAUCCAUUACUCACUGCCAAAGUCCGUGGAGGGCUACUACCAGGAGGCAGGGAGGGCUGGCCGAGAUGGGUUGCUAGCCUUCUGCAUACUACUCUACACCUACCAGGAUGUGAAGAGGCUCAGAAGGAUCAUUGAGAUGGAUCAAAACGCGACAUUUGAUUCAAAGCGUGUGCACAUCGACAACCUGUUCCGCAUGAUCCAGUUCUGCGAAAAUGUGGCAGACUGUCGCAGGACCCAGCUCCUCAACUACUUCAAUGAGCCGGGCUUCGACAGGGGCCAGUGCAACAAGGUCAAGGGGUCCAUCUGUGAUAACUGCAUCUCCAAGGACUCGUUCAAGCUGCGAGACGUGACAGAGGAUGUGAAAGUGAUCUUAGCAUGUGUGAGGGACCUCACUGCCAACAGAUACAGCGACUUCACCCUCAUACACUUUGUGGAGAUGUUUAAAGGCUCCAAGAACAGUAAGAUUGUGGAGAAUGGUCAUGACCGCCAUGCGAUGCACGGUCGUGGUGCUGCGUACAGCAGGCAGGACGCGGACCGGCUGUUCAGGAAGCUGGUGAUCGACGGCAUUCUCAUGGAGGAGCUCAAGAUUACUGCCAUGGACCACGCCGCCUGCUACAUCAAACUGGGCCGGAAGGCACAAGACGUCAUCAACGGGAAAAUGAAGGUCGAGCUCCAAGUUCAAGAGAAUCGCAAGAAGAAGGAGUUGAAGAUUGGAACAGAACCAGUCAGUGAGAAGUCUCGACUCACUGAGGAAUGCUACGAGGAGCUGAAGACAAGGGCUGAGGAAAUUGUCCGUGGCCGUGACGGCACAGUGAACUUCUACAACAUCUUCUCGUACACCCUACUGCGUGCCCUGUCUGAGAAGCUGCCUCUCAACACGGAUGACCUUCUCAAGGUCGAGGGAAUGACCUUCAACAAGCUGAAGCAGUACAGCGCAGAGCGCUUCCUAGACAUCACCAAGAAGUACUCAGAACUGAUUGCUGCUUUGAGAGAACAAGAGAGUGCAGUGGGAGAGCCGGACGAUGAAUGGCUUACCACGUCUGAUUACUUUGCAAACUCUAGCAGCAGUCAGACAAGAGGGGGAAGAAGGGGCAGGGGCAGAGGCAGAGGGGGUGGGGCUAAAAAGCAAUUUUUUGGCAAGAAGAAAGCAGGUGGUAAAGCUGGUGGAGUGAAAAAAGCAGCUGGGAGUUUCAAGAGUUCUGGUAAUUGGUGGACUUCUUAAACUGCCUGUUAAAAAUCCAGCAAGAGAGCUAACUUCAGUCAGUUCUCUUAUAAGGGUAGCAGGCCCUCUACAGCUAGUGCAACAUUAAGACCACCAUCAAGCGGGAACAAACCGGGUAUGAUGCCAGUACCACAGCUUAAAUGCUCCUUCCGUUCUUUUGGUGCUACGGGAACAUUCUUUGGGUGAAACAGCCUGAUUGGAUUCUAUUCUUGGCAGAAGUGUUUGUGGAAACUCUAUUGCCAUUAUUGUGGUUUAUCAUUUGUAUAUUGUCCUGUUUUACAUGUAAACCUGAUGGAUUUUUUUAUAGUUACAAAACUGUAGUUUGACAUGCUCUUCUAUUUGCAUUUUUUACAUUUACAUGUACCUCAUUUUCUUAGUUUUUUUGUUGAAAUAAAUUGUGUGUAGAAGAUAUGCCCCAUGCUUUUUUUAGCUCACCUGAGCACAAUGUGCUCAUUGUGAGCUUUUGUGAUCGCCUUUUGUCCGUUGUGCAUCAUGCGUUGUGCGUCGUCCUUUGUGCGGCGUCAACAUUUGCCUUGUGAACACUCUAGAGACCACAUUUAUUGCCCAAUCUUCAUGAAAUUUGGUCAGAAGAUUGGUCUCAAUGAUAUCCUUGAUGAGUUCGAAAGUGAUUACGUUUGCUUGAAAAAAACAUGGCUGCCAAGGGGCGGGGCAUUUUUCCUUAUAUGGCUUUAGUAAAACCCUGUUAACACUCUAGUUAAUUGGAAAUAUAAUUGCAAGAUAAGUCUGAAAAUAGUUCAUGUUUGGUUAAAAACAAGGCUCUUAGGGGGUUGGUAGUUUUUUGUAUGUCUAAAGUUUUGUGGUAAAAUUUAGCUUUAGCUGAUUAUCUUUACAUAAUACUUAUUUUAUUUUGUCAUUUUUCACAAGAAUCUGAUAAGCCAUAAUAUUAAAGAAAGUUAACCUGUACAUACUUUCUUAUAGUUAACUCCCUUGUUUGACCUGCUGACUCAGGUUCACUAAUCCUUUUUUUAGUUCAGCUCCGGAAUUUGUUAGACCCCUUGGUUUCAAAACACUUAGAGGGUAAAUACAAUGUACUUCAAAAUGCAGAUUUUUCUAGUAUAAUGACAUUUUUGGAUAAGUUGUAAUUUCUUAUGUAAAUCUGGACUUAUUGUUUUGUCGCAUUUGUUAUCAGUUUGAAGCAAAUUAAUCAAUAAUGGGAACUAUUACUGAUAAGCCAUUUUUGAGAAAACCCAUACAGAGUUCCCCAGAGCUAAUAUAUUGAUCAUUGGUUAUUGGUGUGUUUUGAUAGCUAAAUGCAUGUGUAGCUUGCAUUUUUAGCAGAAGUAUGUUGGUUUUGUUCAAUUUAAAUAAUAGUGUUCAUUUGAGUGUUUUAUUAUUGUUUUCGUCUAUGAGUAGAGAUUCUAUUUUUAACCAAUCAAAAUGUCUGUAAAUUGACUGUUCUGGGGGAAAAUAGACUGUUCUGCCAGUGCUCUUAGAACUGAUGCUUUCUUGAAAAGGUAACUACUCUUGAAAAAGGUGGGAAUAUUGAAAUAAUUAAACUCUUAAUUAUUGUAACACCAGCAUCAAGACAUGUUUGGAUUAUUUUCCAAAUUAUUCUCGUUAUUUAGCUAAUUUUUAUUUGGCAUUUUCUAAAUUAGAAAGACUCUUUUGUAAAUUAUUUUUACGUUCGAGUCACUGGAGUUUUCCACUCUCCAUAUAUUGUGUUCUUUAGAUUAAGUAUUAAGUAUUAACUUAUUUAAUAAACUAAAUUUUUGAACCAUCUUCUAGACUAACAGCAACUAUUAUUUAUAUCAGUUUUUUUUCAGAUUGUGAAUUUCUUUUUACAUUCAUUAAGGUAUUUGCUGUAUUUGUUUAUUUUAACAAUGCUUAGUAUCUUGAGACUUUGCUUGUACCUGUUCUUAAUUCUCUGUCAUUGUUCUUCAUUUUCCUAGUUCUUAGAAAUAAAGUUAGUUAUUUUCAUUAAA
This is a messenger RNA of Dreissena polymorpha, 5999 nucleotides long. Its product is annotated as recQ-like DNA helicase BLM. Gene Ontology annotation, cellular component: nucleus; chromosome; cytoplasm. The record is from RefSeq and is a predicted model, not a curated record. The transcript has 25 exons. Gene Ontology annotation, biological process: DNA replication; double-strand break repair via homologous recombination. Gene Ontology annotation, molecular function: 3'-5' DNA helicase activity; four-way junction helicase activity; ATP binding. Bases 49 to 4056 code for a protein of 1335 amino acids. Lineage: Eukaryota; Metazoa; Mollusca; Bivalvia; Myida; Dreissenidae.